ACUGAGACGGGAUGUGCUUUGUAAAACUACUAUGAAGUGGCUGGUAUAAAGUGAGCGGUCUUUGGCGGGUUUCUCCCUGUAGGCCUCGAGUUCCAUCGCAGUUUGGACAUUUACCACAGCUACCGCAGCGCUCGACAUGGAUGAGCUUCCAGCAGAACAGAUUCAGCUACUGAAGAAGGCAUUUGACGCCUUCGAUCGUGAAAAGAAGGGAUGCAUCUCCACUGAGAUGGUGGGGACCAUCCUAGAGAUGUUGGGUCACCGGCUGGAUGACGACAUGCUGGCUGAAAUCAUCGCCGAGGUCGAUGCUGAUGGCUCCGGUGAACUGGAAUUUGAGGAGUUCGUCAGUCUGUCAUCCAGGUUCCUGGUUGAAGAAGACGCCGAGGCCAUGCAACAAGAACUUCGAGAGGCUUUCCGGUUGUACGACAAGGAAGGUAACGGCUAUAUCACAACCACUGUGCUGCGUGAGAUUCUGAAGGAGUUGGACGACAAGCUGACCUCAGAGGACCUCGACCUCAUGAUCGAGGAAAUUGACUCCGACGGAUCGGGCACCGUGGACUUCGACGAGUUCAUGGAAGUAAUGACAGGAGAAUGAAACAUUAUUUCAUAUCAACUGACUAUACUCUUUGGCCUACCUCCUUCACUACUGAGCAUUAGGCCACAUUUAAACACAAAUUUAUGUUUUCAGUAAAAGUGUCUAUAUUUUUAUCGCACACUAUUAUGCUCAUCGUACUAGCUGCAUCGUUGUUUUAUACAUAUCAUGUGUUGUUGUUAUACCGUCUGUGGGAUCCUCGUAAUGUGUACAUGUUGUUCUCUCUAACACAGUAUUAUUCUACAUGUGAAAUAAAAGACCUGUCAUCAUUGUACGAUAUAUAUUAUAUGUGCCACUUCCUCUGUAUUAAUGUAUCCUAAAUGUUGUAGAAACUAGUUACAUAAAGUUAGCAUACUGGUAUAUAUGUGAAGUAAGAUGUAUUACCCAAUUUUCGGUCUAUUAGUCUGUACAACAUGCCGGUAUGCUAAUUUUUAUAAAUGUUAUAAAUGUAAAAUUACCUCAUUUCCACAAAUAUGAUUAAUGUAACUGAGAAUAAACGACCAACAUUUACGUAACUGAA
Zootermopsis nevadensis is the source of this 1109-nucleotide messenger RNA. Its product is annotated as troponin C, isoallergen Bla g 6.0101. Lineage: Eukaryota; Metazoa; Arthropoda; Insecta; Blattodea; Termopsidae. The record is from RefSeq and is a predicted model, not a curated record. Gene Ontology annotation, molecular function: calcium ion binding. Gene Ontology annotation, cellular component: myosin II complex.